Messenger RNA from Prunus armeniaca (apricot), 1074 nucleotides. The record is from the annotation of a GenBank genome assembly. Lineage: Eukaryota; Viridiplantae; Streptophyta; Magnoliopsida; Rosales; Rosaceae.
AUGGCGACGGAGCUGGAAGAACUAGUGGGAUUUCUAUCUUCUCCAUCUCCAACAGUGACGAAGGCAGCUGUUGAUAUCGUUCGGGGACUAACCGGGUCUGAAGAUGGCUUGCAGUCUCUUGCCAAUUAUGCAAAGAUUCUGCUGCCUUCAUUGGCUCGACUCUUAUCUGGAAAGAAGGAGGUCUCAGAACCUGCAGGAGAAGCUCUUGUUAAUCUUUCACAAAAUUCAGGUCUAGCAGCAAAGAUGGUUGAAAUGGGAAUGAUUAACGCAGCUAUGGACAUUUUAUAUAACCCAGAUUCUAGUAUUGGCCGAUUGUUGGCUAUGCUUUUAGUUAAUCUCACACAGUUGGAUGUUGGUGUUGCUUCUUUACUGCAGACUGGAGAAGAGAAGAUGCAAGGGCUCUAUGUUAUGAAGCUUGUGAGAUCAUUUUGUAGAUCCUCCGAUGAAGCUAGAGAAGAUCCAUUUGAACAUGUUGGUUCCGUACUUGUCAACAUCUCAAAGCAGGAAGCAGGCAGGAAGCUUUUACUGGACCCUAGGCGAGGGCUUUUAAAGCAGAUUAUUAGGCAGUUCGACUCUUCUAGUCCUUUAAGAAGGAAGGGGGUUUCUGGAACUAUUCGCAACUGUUGUUUUGAAGCUGAGAGUCAGCUUCAGAAUUUGCUUUUGAUUUCAGAGUUUCUCUGGCCAGCUCUGCUUCUUCCAGUUGCUGGUAACAAGAUUUAUAGUGAACAGGAUAGAUCUAAAAUGCCACUUGAGCUUGGGAGUGCUCUCUCAAUUGAGCGUGAACCAGUUGAUGAUCCUGAAAUUCGUGUUCAAGCACUGGAGGCAAUAUACUUAAUCUCGUUACAGGAGGCAGGUCUAAGAGCCUUUUGGUCUGUCAACGGACCGAGAAUAAUACAAGUCGGUUAUGAAGAUGAGGAAGAUCCUAAAGUAAUGGGAGCAUAUGAGCAACUUGGCUCCAUGCGGGACGGAGGAGCCAACAACAGAGACAUCGAAUUAGCAACACCGGUGUUCAUUCAUUUGAUCGAGCAGAUCUUCCACAAGCAAUUUUCAGCUGGUUUGGAAUGGAGCAUGUGA